This is a messenger RNA of Ostrea edulis (European flat oyster), 2750 nucleotides long. RefSeq names its product trigger factor-like. The record is from RefSeq and is a predicted model, not a curated record. Bases 510 to 2081 code for a protein of 523 amino acids. NCBI's taxonomy places the organism in Eukaryota, Metazoa, Mollusca, Bivalvia, Ostreida, Ostreidae. The transcript has 12 exons.
AGAUAGACAAAUGUUCAGCUUAAGUGAGCUAAAAUAUAAAAAGCAUUCAAAAUAGAACAAGAUAUAAAUUAAGGUUGCUAAACUAUACGAGCAUGUGUGGUACUUUUACUUGGAAAUAAAGAGGAUGUUUCAAGGGAAAGAUUAAGGUUGAGUUAAGAAAAAAGAAGUUGCACCCACCAAAGGUCAGUAUGAAAUACAUGAUGAGCGACACACAGAGCAGCAGAGAUUAGUAUGACAAUGAAAUAUACCGAUAGUGAAUAAUCAAUUUUAUUUCGUUAUUUAAAAAAAUAAAAACAAAACAAAGAAACAACACUUUAUAAAAAACUGUUCUUUCAUCCACUUCCUGAAACCCCGCAACGAAUGAUACUAUAUAUGGGUCAUAAAACUUCCUUCUUCGUAAUGCCCUAAAUGCUCGCACAACUGAUGUCCUUACAAAGCUAGAAAGGAAGAGAAAAACUUCAUUCGUGAAUCAUAAUUUCAUUAAAAUGGAGGCUCUGUGAAGUGAUAUCAUGAUCAUCUUUCGACAUCUACUGGUCUUGGAAUUGUAUUUAUAUGCGGGGGUACUGAUAAAAUCUUUGCUAACUUCAAAAAUUGACGAGAAUUAUACUGUGUAUGACGAAGUCACAAGUUUUGACACCACGCUCAAAAUCCUGGACGAGAUACGUGAUAAACCAUGUCUUCCCUGUUUUAAAAAAAUAAAUAACUGGAAAGGACUUCAUUCAUUUUCACAGUAUUCCACAUCAGACGAUCAGGAAAUAUGCAGACAGAUCAAAUGUAGUUUUCAAGGAAGAUGUCUAAGGUUUAAAGACGACGGUUGCUAUUCAUGGGCAAUCACGGUCAUCUUAGAAAAGAAGAAGUACGUACUCUUUUCGAAGACCGAUGCAUCUUCAGAUAAGAACACCAACUUGAAUAUCACUUGUUACGACACAGGAACAGCACACAAGCAAAGACGUUUUGCAUUGAAUCGUAGCCAUGCGAAAUUCAAAAGACAUACAGGAAAAGACCAUUCACACCGGCGUACAACGAACAAAUUUCAAUCAACUUCUGUAGUUACAGAGUCAGCUACCAAGAAAACGAAAAAGGAAAAUACUAGACAAACAAAUAAGAGAGAGUGUAAAAAGAAGUGCAGUAAUAUAAAAGUGAACACCGCCAUUGCAACUUCAACAGAAAUCUCAACAACUGUUUCCAAAGAAUUCCGACAUAAGACAAGCAUCUCGGAUAAAGAACUCACCGAUAAAGAACGCAGUGACGAUGUCAGUGAUAGUAGUAACGGCGACGAUGACGGUGGUGAUUCCAACGAUAAUGAUGACGAUGAUGUUGACAGAUAUAAUGGUAACGACGAUGAUGAUGAUGACAAAGCCACUGAAAGAGGCAAUAAAGAUAAUCUUGAUCGGAAAUGUCGGAAAAAUUGUAAACAGUGUCGACGUUGUUCCGGAAAUAAGAAUUUAAAUGACUGUGUAAAUACAGGAAACCAGAAGAAAUGUCCUGAAUGUACUAGUAUUGGCAUCUUGUUUAUUACACACGUCAUUGCAGCAGGGAUUGGUGCAGGGAUUUUAUACUUCGUACAGUUUAUCAAGGAGUAUCGAAGAAAAAGAAAUAAAGAACCGAAACCGGAAAGUAAUGAAGGUAUGAUUAAUGCAUCUUAUGGACACACGAGAGGAACUGCCAUUCUGCAGACGUCCAAUGAUAGCCACCAGGAAGAAGGUAUCUACAGUGAAGUGGACGACAAACCUGAGUCGGUUUUGUUUAAUAUCACCGGUUCCAAUUGUUCAACGGGAAGGGUGUUAAACGACAGGAAACACUCCAAACUACCAGAUGUACCUCAUAAGUACGACCGAGACGAAGAGUACUUACUUCCGCAAAAUACCAAAGAUCUUUUGUUGUCAGAUACACACUCCCAUUCUUUAGAAAAAGUAAAGACAUCAACAUCAAUUCUGCGGGAGAAACUGUUAUUGAAAGACGUCAAUGAGUUAAAUCAAGAAACAGAACGUGAUAACAUCCUGCAGGAUACGUUUGUGGCAGAUAGUGGACAUGACGACUAUUUUGUUCUUCAGAAAGCAGAUGACAUGAAUCUCAAGUAAUGGAGCUUUAUACGACGGCAAUAUUUCGUACACUGUUAAUGUUUAUAUAACCCAUAGAACACGCUAUUGUUAAAUUUUCGUAACAUCAUGGACUUAAAUUGUUUCGAUCAUCAUUACGCCACUCAGUAGUGCACUUGUUAAGAACAAGGGACGUUAUUGGCCAAAAUUGGCCGCGCUUCAAAAACCGAUCAUAUUUUGCAGGUAGAAAGGUGAUGAUUUUCUCGUUUCAUUCAUAUAUAACAUGUACCAUUUACUUAUUGCUGAUAUUGAGAAAAUAACGUUACAACAUUGCAUUGUUAACUCUGACGCUCUCUUCCGACGGUCGCUUUUUCGGAACGACGUCAUCGACCUUAUAGGAUUUACAGUCCCCUGAUUCGUCUAGAAUAUUUUUCUAAAAGUUACAAUUUUAACUUUUUAUAUAAAAAUACUCAUUGGGAUCAAAGACUAUUGAAAACUGGCAUGCAAUGGAAAAUACAUUAUUCAUUUACAUGUAACUUUAUCGUGGUCAUAGACAUUUUGCGGAAGAAUCUUGUGUUGAUUGGAGUGAGGAAAAUAAUGCAUGUAUUUGUCAAAAAUUGUUGAGUAGAACGCAAUCAUAUUUUCGAAGGUGCUGUUCAAUGUCCUCCUAUUCAAAUGAAAUAUGGAAAAUAAAAUCGCUCUUGAAUUUUC